ACGUGACUGGGUAGUACACGUUAGGGCAGCCAUCGUUUUACCUAAUUCACGUCCACACCAAAAUGGGAAAGAGCUGGAAGGAUUGGAGAGGAUAGGACGAACAGCAAUGGAAGUGCUUGGCUAUUGUGUUUAAACUGCAAAAACUCGCUUUUCCAAUCCUCUCGGUAGGUUUUAUUGGUUGAAAACAAGAAGUUGCCAAGCCAAGGUGGGCUUGAACCAGGACCUGGCCUGAUCUGUUACCUGGCAACCAGUGACGGGGCACCAAUCCUAGCCUCCUGAUUGGCUGUGACAGAAGCAGGCUGUAGAGGUGGAGAGGAGGGGGCAACUGAAAACAAACUGCUUUGCUUCCCCCCCCCCUUUUUUUCCCUCUUCUUUGUUUUGAGGGGGGGAAGAGGAGAACUCGGGCAGGUGGAGGAGUGCUCUGUGGGCGCUCUAACUUCACAGAGGAGCAUGGGGCAGAGCGUUCCUGGAGGCAUAAAGACUAUUGACAUGAGGGAUCCGGCAUUCAGGCCUCUGGAGCUGGCAGCUCUGGACCAUAACAAGCCCUCCAGGCUGGACCUGCUGCUGGACAUGCCCCCUGCUGGACAGGAGGUCCAGAUGCAGCACUCCUGGAACAACAACGACCGAUCGCUCAACAUCUUCGUCAAGGACGACAACAAACUGGUCUUCCAUCGGCACCCCGUGGCUCAGAGCACGGAUGCCAUCCGGGCCUGUAUCGGCUACACCCGGGGACUCCACAUCUGGGAGAUCAGCUGGGCCAUGAGACAGCGGGGCACGCACGCCAUCGUCGGCGUGGCGACAGGAGAUGCGCCUCUUCAUUCCGUAGGCUACACGACCCUGGUGGGUAAUAACCAUGAGUCCUGGGGCUGGGACCUGGGACGGAAUAAACUUCACCACGACGGAAAGAACCAGCCUAGUAAGACAUACCCUGCGUUCCUGGAGCCGGAUGAGACGUUUCUAGUCCCUGACUCAUUCCUGGUAGUGUUGGACAUGGACGAGGGGACUCUGAGCUAUAUUGUGGACGGACAGUACUUGGGGGUGGCUUUCAGAGGACUCAAAGGGAGGAAGCUGUACCCUGUCGUCAGUGCUGUGUGGGGGCACUGUGAAAUACGAAUCCGGUACAUCAAUGGACUUGAUCCUGAGCCUCUCCCUCUGAUGGACCUGUGUCGGCGCUCUGUGAGGGUAGCUCUGGGUAGAGAACGACUGAGUGAGAUCCAUGGUCUGCCUCUACCAGCCUCUCUCAAGAAUUACCUGCUUUACCAAUGACCCCUCAGCACCACACAGAACAUCUCUUAGAUCUAUGGACUGCCCCGUCUGUUGCCUCAAUACAUACACAGAACGUGUCUCUCUCUCUCUCUCCUGACUGCCCCGUCUGUUGCCUCAAUACAUACACAGAACAUGUCUCUCUCUCUCCUGACUGCCCCGUCUGUUGCCUCAAUACAUACACAGAACAUGUGUCUCUCUCUCUCUCUCUCCUGACUGCCCCGUCUGUUGCCUCAAUACAUACACAGAACAUGUGUCUCUCUCUCUCUCUCUCUCCUGACUGCCCCGUCUGUACAUACACAGAACAUGUCUCUCUCUCUCUCUCUCUCUCUCUCUCUCUCUCCUGACUGCCCCGUCUGUUGCCUCAAUACAUACACAGAACAUGUCUCUCUCUCUCUCCUGACUGCCCCGUCUGUUGCCUCAAUACAUACACAGAACAUGUCUCUCUCUCUCUCUCUCUCUCUCUCUCUCGACUGCCCCGUCUGUUGUCUCAAUACAUACACAAACAUGUCUCUCCCUCGCUCUCUCUGUCUCUGGGAUUUUCCCCCUCAGAACGGUAACCCAACCAGUUCAACAACUCAUCACUCCAGCCUCUGGGUUAGGGCUCUGACUCAUCCUUCCCAGCCCUCAGGGUUGGUUUGUACCAAUCACACUACAGAUUGAGAACAACAUCAUUGUGUGAUGCUUGGAGUGUUCAGGAAGCUCUAGAGACCCUGGUUGGUAAUGGGUGAAGUUAUUUUUUAGUUUUAGUUUUUAAAUAAUCCUGGUUUUUAUGGUUUACUUCAAUCAUACUGGGAUAUCCACGUCGAUGACAUGCAGCGGGACUUUAUGCGUAUCUUUGCUGGUCCUGAGGGCUUUGAGAUGACUGCCAUAGUGGUACUACAAUAUGUCUACCUGUGUAGAAGUGUAAUGAGUUGAAUGGUACGUCAGUCUGUUGUGACCAACAGCUUUUUAAUAGUGAUUUAGACUUUCUCUCCUUUUCCGUUUUUGUCUUCUUAAAUGAAAAUUCAAUCCAGUGAUUGCUGUAUGACAUGUCCUGUUGGUAAAUAGUUGGUUUAUUGUGUUGGAAUCACCCCCCCCCCCUUCAGGUUGGUGGAGGGCUGUUGUGUGGUAUAACAGAUAGGUUUGUUGCAUGUUGAAAAAUAUUUAACAUUUUCCAAGCACAAGGUGGUGCCAUUUCUCACCUUCCUCCCACUCCCCACCUGUUCCUCCUCUUUAAUGGUCCAUCAGGAAAUGGUACUCCUUUUUAUAUACUUGAGAGAUUUUAUGAGAUUUCCUUGGUCAGGUUUUAAUAAAGUUAGUUAGUGCUCACCUUCCUCACACUUCCCAGUAGAUGAUGGUUGAUCUAGCCAAGACUGUGUGUGCCUGGUGACGGUCCAGCACUGACCUCUGUUAGUAAGGUGGUGAUACAACUCCAUUACUCCUGGAAGCAUUACUCUGCUUUCAGGGUAAAAAAAAAAGUAUAAUUUUAUUUGGGUGGAGUGUGCCUUUUUAACUCUGCUCUGCUGUUCUGCUGCACUGCUGCACUAUCAGGUUUUCUCCCUGCAAUAUCUGAAGCACCUGUUUUAUGUACCGAUGUCCCCAACAGAUUUUAUAUAUAUAUAUAUAUAUAUAACUGAAUGAUGACAUCGCUGUGAGAUUUUCUAACAUGUUCUAGCAUACAGGCUUGGCUUUGGUGACCAAUGACAAAACAGUCACUGUACAAUGUCCGUGACCAUGGACUUUCUCUCUGCUUUGGACCCAUAGACUGUUUCAUGUAUAUCAAGGACUUGUUUGGGUAUAAGGGAUGGUUAGGUCAUUCUGAAAUGUGUGGGGAUGUCAUUGGAAGGUGUGGGGUCUUUUUUUUAAAUUUUUUUUAAUUAGUUAACUAUUGUUUGUUUUAGUUGGAAAGCAUUUGUUCAAAUGGCACUGUUUCCUGUAUAGUGGACUACUUUUUUUUCUUUUUUUUAUGGGCAGAUGUAGUCGGCGUUGUGCUGAUCAUUGACUGCGCCAAUCGUUUUAUUUUUCCCGUUUUGAAAUUUUAUUUUUCGUUUUUUUUUCUUCUAGUUUGCUCAUUUUGUUUUUCUUUAUGUAGUAACUACCUAAUAAAAGUUUUUCAAAUUAUA
Salmo salar (Atlantic salmon) is the source of this 3368-nucleotide messenger RNA. RefSeq names its product SPRY domain-containing SOCS box protein 1. Gene Ontology annotation, cellular component: SCF ubiquitin ligase complex. Lineage: Eukaryota; Metazoa; Chordata; Actinopteri; Salmoniformes; Salmonidae. Gene Ontology annotation, molecular function: protein binding. The record is from RefSeq and is a predicted model, not a curated record. Gene Ontology annotation, biological process: proteasome-mediated ubiquitin-dependent protein catabolic process.